Messenger RNA from Sinocyclocheilus anshuiensis, 1417 nucleotides. RefSeq names its product gamma-aminobutyric acid receptor subunit alpha-4-like. Bases 72 to 1172 code for a protein of 366 amino acids. Gene Ontology annotation, molecular function: extracellular ligand-gated monoatomic ion channel activity; GABA-A receptor activity. Gene Ontology annotation, biological process: monoatomic ion transmembrane transport. Gene Ontology annotation, cellular component: membrane. The transcript is spliced from 8 exons. The record is from RefSeq and is a predicted model, not a curated record. Lineage: Eukaryota; Metazoa; Chordata; Actinopteri; Cypriniformes; Cyprinidae.
UUGCAGUCUCUGUAACUGAGGUCAAAACAGACAUAUUCGUCACAAGUUUUGGACCAGUGUCUGAUGUUAAGAUGGAGUUCACCAUGGAUAUGUUUUUCCGCCAAAUGUGGGUUGACGAGAGGUUAGCCUUUCAGGGGCCCGUCGAAAUCUUGCCUUUGAAUAAUUGCAUGGUGGACAAGAUCUGGACGCCCGACAUGUUUUUUCGCAAUGCUAGGACGUCCCUCGCACACAACAUGACGUCUCCUAACAAGCUGUUUCGAAUCAUGCAAAACGGAACGGUCUUUUACACUAUGAGGCUGACUGUAAGUGCAGUAUGUCCAAUGGUGUUGUUGGACUUUCCUAUGGAUGGACACACAUGUCCUCUCCUGUUUGGAAGCUAUGCUUACACUAAUAAUGAAAUCGUCUACACGUGGAGGAAGGGUCUUCAAGCAUCAGUAGAUUUUCCUCCAGAAUCAUCAAGCUUACUUCAGUAUGAUCUUGUGGGCCAGACCUUGUUCAGCGAAACAUAUAAGUUCAGCACAGGUCUGUAUUCUGUCCAGGUUGUCCAUUUCUAUCUUCAGAGGAAGCUUGGCUACCAUCUCAUCCAAACGUACAUCCCAUUAAUUAUGGUGGUUGUGCUGUCACAAGUUGCAUUCUGGAUCAACAAGGAGUCUGUCCCGGCUCGAACAGUGGCUGGAAUCACCACUGUGCUCACCAUGACCACUCUGAGCAUCAGUGCCCGCUCCUCGCUGCCCAAAGUCUCCUACGCCACCGCCAUGGACUGGUUCAUCGCCGUCUGCUUUGCCUUCGUGGCUUCGGCCCUCGUCGAGUUUGCGGCGGUCAACUACUUUGCCACGCUCGAGGCCAACAGGGAAAAACGCCGGCUCUCCAGGGCCUCCAUUCUGGAGUCCAUAGCCCAGGGCAGCGACGACGAGCCGGAGACUCCUCAGUCUGAUACCAGUGGCUUUACCCGCAGAAGACGGGCGAACUCUGUGUCCGAGGCGCCUAGGAAUCGCUAUCCCAUCUUCCUUCAGGGCUCGGCCGUCCCACCCAACAUGAUGCUGGCAGGCACCGGUGCCAUAGACAAAUACUCCCGCGUCCUCUUCCCUCUGGCCUUUGGGAUCUUCAACCUCAUCUACUGGUACAUCUACCUCAGCAAGGACACCAUGGAAAAGCCCAGGGAGAUCGAGUGAGUUUCUCCUGAGAAGACAAGACCGUGUUCUCGACUUUCCUUUGGACCUCUGUCUCUCACUUUCGUCAUCUAGCAACUUCAUCCCUGAUAGAGCACAAGGCUGUCUGACACUAUUUGACAAGCAUUUGAUCCUGUUCCUUUCCUAUUUGAUCACCUAUAUAGACUUUCCACUCCAUUUGCCUUUAUAAUCGCAGCUGAGGGCCACGUCGUUAUACUAACCCUGGUACAUUGCAAACCCUCCUCUGG